AUGAUUACUCUGAUGGGCGCUGGAUCGCUUUUAAUGGUAGCUAUAAAGCAAUUCAUACUGCUUAAGAUGGCUUUGAUCUUUAUGUUACUUGGUAAAGCGUGUAUCCAAGGGGCAUUUAAUAUUCUGUACAUAUUCACAUCAGAAUUGAACCCUACUAUCGUCCGAAAUAGUGCUGUGGGUAUCUCAUCGAUGAUUGCUCGAAUGGGUGCAGGUGCAUCUGGUUAUAUUGCUAUUUUAUCUGAUGUUACGCUUCCCAUAGUACCUAUGCUCAUUUUCUCCGUCUUUUCUCUUUGCGCGGGAAUCCUUGUCAUGUUCCUUCCCGAAACUCAGGAUCAACCAUUGCCAGAUACAAUAUGGGAUGCUGUAAGUAUGCUCAAAACGAAACAAAAGCCAUGCAUCCCAUUCACAGGUGAUGCAACAGACAGCUCACUUCUGAAGGAAAAUGAAGUAUAUCAGCCAGCAGAAAAAACAUCAGCAAAAUAG
Strongylus vulgaris is the source of this 483-nucleotide messenger RNA. NCBI's taxonomy places the organism in Eukaryota, Metazoa, Nematoda, Chromadorea, Rhabditida, Strongylidae. The record is from the annotation of a GenBank genome assembly.